AUGAGACUUCAAGGAGUCACUGAGGACCACAUCAAGUUAAGAGCCUUCCCUUUCUCUUUGGCAGAUAAGGCUAAAGAUUGGUUAUUUUACCUGCCAUCAGGAUCCAUCACUACGUGGGAAGAAUUGAAGAGAAGAUUCCUCGAGAAAUUUUUUCCUGCCUCUAGAGCCGCCAAUAUAAGGAAAAAAAUAUGUGGAGUUAGGCAGGCGAAUGUGGAAACUCUAUAUGAGUACUGGGAGCGCUUUAAACAACUGUGUGCCAGUUGCCCACAUCAUCAAAUCCCGGACCAGCUCUUAAUACAAUAUUUCUACGAGGGAUUAUCACCCAUGGAUAGGAGCAUGUUAGAUGCAGCCAGUGGCGGCGCUCUAGUGAACAAGACCACAGACGAAGCCACGUUAUUGAUCUCCACCAUGGCUGAAAAUUCCCAACAAUUUGGAGUGAGAGCUGAUGGAGCAAUAAGAAGGGUCAAUGAAGUGAAUCACUCUGCCUUAGAGGGUAAACUAUCUGAGCUUACCUCUCUGGUGCGUCAAAUGGCAAGGGGGCAAUUACAAUCUGUGAAGACUUGUGGUAUCUGUGCUGCUCCCGGACACAUGACUGACAUGUGCCCAACUCUCCAGGAGGAUUCACCUGAACAAGCCAACAUAGUGGGAGAUUUUUCUGGACCACCUCCACGAAGGAAUGAUCCUUUUGCACCCAAUUACAACCCAGGGUGGCGAAAUCAUCCUAAUUUUAGCUAUGCUUCAAAACCCCUUGGUUUUCAACAACAUUUCCAACCACGGCCACCAGUGCAACAACCAUCCACUUCCAAUUCAAACAUGUCUCUUGAAGAUAUGGUGAAGUCACUGGCCCAAAGCACGAGUCAAUUACAGCAAGAGGCUCAAAGAUCUCAACAGGAAUCUCACAGAUUUCAACAAGAGACUCGUGCUAGCAUUAGGAAUUUGGAAGCACAAAUGUCCCAAUUGGCAACUUCCAUGAGCAACCUGGAAAAUAGCAAUAGAGGGAAAUUACCAUCUCAAGUAAUUCCUAAUCCCAAGGAGAAUGCCAGUGCAAUGCAAUUACGGAGUGGCAAGGAGGUACAGUCUCCUAGGCGUGCCCACGCCAGAGAAGAAGAAGUGCCCAGGAAGGUGGAAGAGGAAGAAGAGAAACAAUCCUCUGAAAUCUCAAAGAAAGUUGACAUUCCUCCUCCUUUUCCUAGCAGGUUUACAAAAGCUAAAAAAGAAGAAUCUGAAAAAGAGAUUUUGGACACCUUCAGGAAAGUGGAGAUCAAUAUUCCUCUGCUGGAUGCUAUUAGGCAAUUGCCUAAAUAUGCUAAAUUUUUGAAGGGCUUAUGCACUAAUCGCAAUAAGUUAGUCUGGAUGACAAGGUGA
Messenger RNA from Coffea eugenioides, 1365 nucleotides. RefSeq lists its product as uncharacterized. The coding region runs from base 1 to 1365 and encodes 454 amino acids. The transcript has a single exon. NCBI's taxonomy places the organism in Eukaryota, Viridiplantae, Streptophyta, Magnoliopsida, Gentianales, Rubiaceae. The record is from RefSeq and is a predicted model, not a curated record.